AAAUUACUACAUACUCGAAGUAAGUAACAAAUGAAUUUGUAUAAUUUAACUUAUAUCUAACAUGCACAAUUUGUUAUUCUAGUUAUAUAACCUAUAAUUGAAAAACCUAAAGGGAAGAAUUUCGUUUGUGAAAGGCUACUGAAAAUUUCUAAAGCGUAUCCACUAAAACGACCGUGUUUGGAUUGCUAUAAGAGCUUCGGUGACAACAAUUUCUUUAGAAAUUUUCACCGCGAAAUCCCCUAAGGUAUGAUGAGUCUUCCUGGAGAAAAAGAUGCUGCUGCUUCGCCGUCCAGCUGUGUCGCGUGUGACCGCCCGGACAGCGAUGAAAACAUGGUGGCGUGCGACGGUUGUGAGUGCUGGUAUCAUUUCAGUUGUGCAGAUGUCGACGAAAGCGUUUCCGGACAGCCCUGGAAGUGCGAAUCCUGUGGGAUUAUGAACCAGACUCCGAUUCCGACGAAGAACAUCCGAAAAGCAAAUGGCAAGGAAGGUGGAAAGCGGCUGACCGUACCAACCGGUGCUAAGAAGUCGUCGAAGGUGUCCGUCAGCAGCAAGGGAACCUCACGAAGAAGUAAAAAGUCCGCUGCAGGUGAUGACGUAAGUUUAACUUCUAGUGCUAGGGCAAGACUUGCGCUUGAGCUUAGGAUGUUAGAUGAAGACGAACAAAUAAAAGAGCAGGAGUUACAGGCAGAGCUUGAACUGAAAAAUAAAAAGUUGAUGCUGCAGAAACAAAAUAGGGAACGCGAGUUGGCGUUAGAAGCAAAACAGUUAGCCGAAGAGAAAGCCUUUCAGGAAAGGCAGCUAGAAGAGGAGGAAAAAGGUCGGAAAGCGCUGUUACAGAUGAAACGUUUAUCACUUGAGGCAAAAAAGAAUAUUGUUCGUCAAUUCUCUCAGCGCGGCAGUGAUGUUUCUAGUUUGAGUGAAAGUGAGAAAAGUUCGGAGGCAAAAGUGCGUAGUUGGCUGCAGAAAUCCGGCGAGCAGACAGAGGGAAUUGUAAGAUCCACGUCAGCAGCAAGAGGUUCCAGCCACGUUCCGGAGAUUACCGGUAAAGUUGUUCUCGAUGAGAUUCGUAAUCCAAUCUCCGGUGCAGCGAAGAAGGUCAACUACCUGUUUGAAGAGAUACCAGGGACGACGGAGGGUGAUAAGAACGACGGCGAUUCCGUGUGCAACGUUCAGCAGCAGGCUUUCAAUGAUGAGAUUGGUCCAACCAGCCGUCAGUUGGCGGCUCGUCAAGUGAUGGGGAAAGAUCUACCCACCUUUUCCGGGAACCCAGAGGAGUGGCCCAUCUGGAUCAGUAACUUUGAGCGAUCAACAGCUACAUGUGGAUUUUCCAUGGACGAGAAUUUGAUCCGGCUUCAACGUUGUCUUAAAGGACAAGCUAUGGAAAUGGUACGCUGCAGAUUACUCUCGCCUGCAAGCGUUCCCCACGUCAUCAAGGCUCUGCAGAUGCGGUAUGGUCGUCCAGAAACAUUGAUCAGAGCACUGACUGAAAAGAUUCGACUUCUAGCUCCUCCGAAUACGAAUGACCUGGAGAGCAUUGUCGACUUCGGUAUGGCGGUCGAUAGCUUGGUUGAACACCUGAAGAGCGCGAAGCAACAGGCGCACUUGGCAAAUCCGUCAUUGCUGCAUGACCUGGUUGCAAAACUUCCAGUGGACUACCGCUUGAAGUGGUCGGCAUAUAAGAGUACCAUUCCAGUGGUCAACCUCGGGACGUUUGGAGCAUUUAUGUCAACCUUGGUGGAACUAGCAUAUGAAGUAAUGGAUGAUCAACCCACUGGUAAAACAACAAAAGGAGCACAGAAGCCGAAGGACCGAAGUUUCGUCUAUACACACUCGGAAUAUUCCUCGAAUGAACCAACUCUAGUACGCCCGGCAAAAAAGGUCUGUGCAGCCUGCAAGAUGGAAGGACAUAAAAUAGCAGACUGUUUCAACUUCAAAGCAAUGAACAUCGAUAACCGUCUCCAGAUUGUCAGUCAGAACUCGCUCUGUAGGACUUGCUUGAACCAACACGGAAAAUGGCCUUGCAAGACAUGGAAAGGGUGCGAGGUUGAAGGUUGCCGUCUUCGUCACCACACGCUGCUGCAUACGACCACACCGGCGGUUCCUCUCGUGGUGUCCACCAGUCAUUCCCAACUACUGAGUGGUAAUAGCCCAAUUUUUCGAAUAUUACCAGUAACACUGUAUGCAAAGGAUCGACGUGUGAAUGUGUUCGCAUUCGUGGAUGAAGGUUCGCAGAUUUCGCUUCUUGAUGUCGCAGUAGCUGAGCAGUUGGGAGUCACUGGUCCGGCAAGCACGUUAAGUCUACAGUGGACGGGAAAUGUUACACGGGAAGAAGCAAACUCUCGUGUCAUCCAGAUGGAGGUCUCCGGUGGGACGUCGAAUAACCAUUAUAAGAUUAUGGAUGCGCGUACAGUAGAAGGUCUUCAGUUGCCAACCCAAUCGCUGCACUACCAAGACCUGGCAGGAAAGUAUCCACACCUGCGAGGCUUGCCGAUCAUCGACUACGAGAAUGUUACACCAAAACUCCUUAUUGGUCUUGACAACCUGAAACUCACGAUUCCGCUGAAAAUUCGAGAAGGAGGUUGGGGCCAACCAAUGGCAGCCAAAUGUCGUUUAGGAUGGAGCAUCUACGGCAGCUCUCGUUCAGCCACCGAAUCAUUUACCUGUGGGUUUCACGUUGGAGGAUGGACCAAUUCAAAGGAUGAUUUGAACCAGAUCGUCCGUGAUUUCAUCACACUGGACAAUUCUGGUGUUCAACCUCCGCUCGCUCCACUAGAAUCGAAGGAGAAUAAACGGGCUCAACAGCUACUCCAAACCACCACUCGUAGAGUUGGCAGCCGAUUCGAGACCGGGUUACUAUGGAAGUGGGAUGAAAUCCAGUUGCCGGAUAGCUACGGGAUGGCGCUACGACGUUUACACUCUCUGGAGAAGCGGCUAGGGAAGGAACCACUGCUGUACGAUAGCGUUCGUCAGCAAAUACGGGAGUACAAGGAAAAAGGCUACACACACCAGGCCACCGAAGAAGAGCUCGCUAACACAAGUUCAGGGAAGAGUUGGUAUUUGCCGUUGGGAAUAGUAUUGAACCCUAGAAAGCCCAACAAGGUUCGGAUUAUUUGGGACGCUGCCGCGCAAGUGAAUGGAGUUUCUCUCAACUCCGUCCUCCUCAAAGGCCCCGAUUAUCUCGCCUCGCUGAUCGAAGUUUUCUACCACUUCCGUCUUUAUGCUGUCGCACUGACGGGGGACAUUAAGGAGAUGUUUCAUCGGCUAUACAUCAGGCGGGAAGAUCGCCAAUUCCAACGAUUUCUGUGGCGGGAUGAUGUAAAAUCAAAGGUUCAAGUCUUCGUCAUGGACGUUUCCAUAUUCGGCGCAACGUGCUCUCCAAGUUCCGCGCAAUACGUCAAAAAUGUAAACGCGAAAGAGUUCGAAAGCGAAUCCCCCAGGGCAGCGGCAGCAAUCACCCGAUAUCAUUACGUAGAUGACUAUCUCGACAGUUUUCCGACGGCAGCAGAGGCUGUGCAGGUCGGAAGUGAAGUUCGGCGGGUGCACGCUGCGGGAGGAUUUGAAAUCCGUAAUUUCCUCUCCAAUGAUCCGACGGUCGCAGCUACAGUGGGAGCAAUAUCGAACGAAGCCGAGAAGAAAAUCAACCCAGAGAAAGAAGACAUCGUGGAGAGCGUUCUGGGGAUGAAAUGGAUUCCGACGGGAGAUGACCUCACCUACAGUUUCGUAAUACGCGCCGAUCUUGGAUAUGCACUGGAUCAAUCUCACAAGCCGUCUAAACGUGAAGUGCUUCGCGUGGUAAUGAGUUUGUUCGACCCGCUAGGGUUGAUCAGCUAUUUCAUCAUCCACGGGAAAACUUUAAUGCAAGACAUCUGGGCAUCCGGAGUAGACUGGGACGAACCUGUCAGUACUGAAUUGUGUGAACAAUGGUGGCGGUGGACAGCGCAUCUACCGGGACUAAACUCUAUCCGAAUUCCUCGUUGCUAUUUUGCAGCAGCUGAUUACCAAUCGUAUUCCUCGCUCCAAAUCCAUGUUUUUGUGGAUGCCAGUAAAUCAGCGUACGCAUGCGUUGUCUACUUUCGAGUAGAGUCAGAAAAAGGACCGGAGGUAGCACUUGUGGCCGGAAAAGCGAAAGUAGCUCCACUAAAAUUGAUGUCAGUUCCUCGUUUGGAGCUUCAAGCUGCCGUAUUAGGCACACGAUUACUCAACAGUGUGGUUUCAUUGCACGACCUUCCCGUCAGUCGCCGUGUGUUGUGGACGGACUCACAAACAGUUCUUGCUUGGUUGCGAUCCGAUCACCGCAGGUAUCAGCAGUUCGUGGGCUUCCGUGUGGCGGAGAUUUUGUCAUCGACAGACGUUCAAGAAUGGAGGAAGAUCGACACUGAGCUGAAUGUCGCUGAUCUUGCAACGAAAUGGGGUAAGGGGCCGAAUUUCGAAAGAGAUAAUCCCUGGUUUCGUGGACCGAAGUUUUUAUUGGAAUCGGAAAGUUUCUGGCCGAAGCAGGAAGCAGUGCAGUGUACCACAAAUGAAGAAAUUCGCCAUGUUGGGGUGCACGUUGAGCAGACCGUACCGUUGAUCGAAGUUGGAAGGUUCAGUAGCUGGGACAAAUUACACCGAAUCACAGCGUACGUUCAUCGCUUUAUCAGCAAUCUCAUCCGGAAGAAACACGGCGAACGGUUGGAGUUGGGUGUGCUGAAGCAACAAGAGUUAGCGAUCGGAGAGGUCACACUGUACAAACAAGCGCAACAGGAAUACUACGCCGGAGAAAUAAAGCAGCUCAGCGGGCAGAAGAGAUCGAUGCAGCAUCGUCAUUCAGCAGUAUCCAGAUCUAGCAAGAUAUUCAAGCUAUGGCCGUUCCUGGACCAGUCUGGUGUGUUACGAAUGCGGGGAAGGAUUGGUGCAGCGCCACAUGUUCCGUACGCAGCGAAGUUUCCUAUGAUUCUACCACAGAAGUCAGCAAUCACAUUGCUACUCGUUGACAAGUUCCAUCGCCGUUUCCGUCAUGCGAACAGAGAGACGGUUGUGAAUGAGAUGAGGCAGGAGUUUCAUAUUCCAAAGAUGCGAGCGUGUGUUGGGAAAGUCGCGCGGAACUGUAUGUUCUGCCGUUUACGCAAAGCUAUACCCCGGCUACCUCCAAUGGCUCCACUGCCAAAAGUUCGACUAACGCCGUUCGUGCGACCGUUCUCUUUCGUUGGCCUAGACUACUUCGGACCUGUUCUAGUAAAAGUUGGGCGCAGCAAUGCGAAGCGGUGGAUUGCCCUUUUCACGUGUCUGAGCAUUCGAGCAGUCCACAUGGAGGUUGUACACAGCAUGUCAACGGAAUCGUGCAUUCAAGCGAUACGUCGCUUCGUUUCUCGUCGUGGUUCACCAAUUGAAAUUUUUACCGACAACGGAACCAAUUUUCACGGAGCCAACAAUCAGCUGAAGAAGGAGAUAGAAGAGCGCAAUCAGAGACUAGCAUCGGUCUUCACCAAUUCGAAUACCCGCUGGUCAUUCAACCCCCCCGGAACACCUCACAUGGGUGGGGUUUGGGAAAGGAUGGUUCGGUCGGUGAAGGUAGCCAUCAAAUCGACUCUAGACGAGUCUCGUAAACCUGACGACGAAACACUGGAAACGGUGAUCAUCGAGGCGGAAGGGAUGAUCAACACACGCCCGUUGACGUACAUCCCGUUGGAAUCGGCAGACCAGGAGGCUUUAACGCCUAACCACUUUCUACUGGGAAGUUCGUCGGGUGUAAAACAAUUGGCAGUUCUUCCAACAGAUUACCGAGCGACCUUGAGGAGCAGUUGGAACUUGGCGAAACACCUGGCUGAUGAGUUUUGGAGAAGGUGGAUCACGGAAUACCUUCCAGUGAUUUCGAGACGCUGCAAAUGGUUCGAUAACGUGAAGGACUUUAAGGAGGGAGAUUUGGUGUUAGUAGUGGAUGGCACAGUGAGGAGUCAGUGGACCAGGGGACGAAUUGAGAGAGUAAUGACGGGAGCAGAUGGACGAGUGCGGCAAGCUUGGGUGCGUACGAAUAGCGGAGUCGAUCGCAGGUCGGUGACUAAUCUGGCGCUGCUCGACGUCAUGGAGGAUGGUGACCCUCACCAAAAAGAUGGUAGCGGCUCACGGGUGGGGGAGUGUGACGACGGUAUGCCUCCCCGCGAUGGAGAUGGCCUAAACUGA
This is a messenger RNA of Aedes albopictus (Asian tiger mosquito), 6159 nucleotides long. RefSeq lists its product as uncharacterized. The transcript is spliced from 2 exons. NCBI's taxonomy places the organism in Eukaryota, Metazoa, Arthropoda, Insecta, Diptera, Culicidae. The record is from RefSeq and is a predicted model, not a curated record. Gene Ontology annotation, biological process: DNA integration. Bases 247 to 6159 code for a protein of 1970 amino acids. Gene Ontology annotation, molecular function: nucleic acid binding.